AUGGCAUCACUCUUCACCGGGAAGGUCCUGGUUGUUAACAACAGUGCCCGAGACGAGCUGGACACGGAGCGAGAGCUGGGCCACAGACUGGACAACAAGGUGCUGCUGCUGUAUUUUGGGUCUGGCGAGUGCCCGCGAUGCCAGGAGUUCUCGCCGCUCCUCAGAGAUUUCUUUGUGAGACUCACAGAUGAAUUUUACGUGGAAAGGGCCUCGCAACUGGUCCUGGUGUACGUGUCUCAGGAUGAGACAGAGGAAAAGCAAACCAAAUUCCUGAAAACCAUGCCGAAGAGAUGGCUAUCCUUGCCUUUCAAGGAUGAGUUCAAAAGAGAACUGGAGCUGAAGUUUGCAGUGUCUGAUGUACCUGCAGUGGUGGUGCUGAAGCCAAAUGGGGAGGUGAUUGUUGGAAACGCUGUGGAAGAGAUAAGGCACAUGGGUCCUGCCUGCUUCAGGAACUGGCAGGAGGCUGCUGAGCUAGUAGACAGAAACUUCCUCUUGGCAGAGGACUUUGAUGACCUGGCUAGAAGAAGCAUCACUGACCCCAUCCGCCGCCUCAGAUACAAACUGAACAAGAAGACAAAGGAGGAAGAAAAGAAAGAGGAAGGUGAAGAGUCUUGUUAG
Molecule: messenger RNA, 618 nt
Organism: Rhea pennata
Lineage: Eukaryota; Metazoa; Chordata; Aves; Rheiformes; Rheidae
Gene: NXNL1
Product: nucleoredoxin like 1
Exons: 2
Coding region: 1-618 (205 amino acids)
Biological process (GO): photoreceptor cell maintenance
Cellular component (GO): mitochondrion
Source: RefSeq, a predicted model, not a curated record